CAAUCGUCUAGUGAGGUCUGUGUGAUUCUAAAUAUGUGGUUGCGCACGUACACUUACUAAAGGGUUUAAACUCUUUACUACUGAUCUUGAUCUGUAAAGUGAUCGGCUGUUCCGCAGCCCUUAUUCCUGAGGCACCCCCGGGCAAUGCAGUUGGCUGAGGAUGCGCUACAAUGAGAAGGAGCUGUUGUGCCUCUCUAGGCAGAGAGCUGAGAAGGCGGCUGAGCUGGGCAUGAGAGGCCCGAAGAAAGGGAGCGUACUGAAGAAGCGCCUGGUAAAAUUGGUUGUGAAUUUCCUCUUUUAUUUCCGCACAGAUGAGGAGGAGCCCAUUGGAGCUUUGCUGCUUGAACACUGCCGAGUAUCAAAAGAGGAUGAAAAAGGAUUUUCCAUACAUUUUAUAGACGAGCCAGAAAAAAAGUACAUGUUCGAGUGCAGUAGCCAGGAGCAGUGUGUCGAGUGGGUAGAAGCUCUAACUAAUGCCAGCUAUGAGUUUAUGAGGAGAAGUCUAAUGUUUUAUCGCAAUGAGAUCCUGAAGAUGACAGGGAAGGACCCACUAGAGCAGUAUGGGAUUUCUGGAGAGUCACGUUUCCAGUUAGAGAAUGCAAGCUUGUGAAUGAACUCGUCCAUAUCAGAGACCUACAGUUCUAUGCAUUUCUCACACACAGGCCUAAGUUUCCUGCUUCCAAGGCAACUACAAAAUAGACUUCACGCUUAUCUCCAGGACCACAUUUGCAAGCCUCUCACUGCUCAUAUAGACUUGUAGCUAGGACAGUGAGUUUUACACACAGAAUACACAUUAGUAGGGAAGAAUCUUUAGUGAAUAGUAGAAAUUGUAUAUUGCAAAUACAGAAUCAUGCUGUAAACUGUAAUGGCACUGCAUCCAAUGACUUACAUGGUGGCAAAGAAUUCAUUCCUCCAUUUCAUGGAGGUUAAAUAAGAAAUCUGCUUUAGGAGAUGCCUCAAAAGGAAUGAAUGGCAUCCGUGUUACCAAAUAAAUCAAAUUUUGUUUAUGGGAGAACUUUGCGCUAGCUGAAAGUAUUCUGUAUCUUACCCCAAAAUAUAAUCAGAGGUGCUGUGGACACAAAUAAUGAAACUGCAACUAAACAUGAUGGCUUUUGUGAACAGAGCAACAAAGAUAAGGUUAACGGUGGCAAUGGGUACUUUAACAGCACCAGAGAGUAGUUUAGGUUUAAAGGAGAACUAAAGCCUAACUAGUGGGCUAGAAAUGUUGUACAGUACAUUGUUUUGGGCCAGGGAAACCACAACCCUUUAGCAGUCAAGAUCUGUGUCUCCAAAGAUGCCCCAGUAGCUCCCCAUCUUCUUUUCUGCUGAUCCACUGCACAUGCUCUGUGCUGCUGUCACUUACUGAGCUUAGGAACCCACUCACAAUAUACAGUACACAUAGAAUAUAAAUGUCACAAUAUAAGGUUGAUUAGUAAUUAAUACAGAUAAUUACUACAUGUCCGCUCAGAAACCAGUGCAAUUAGCAUCAGACUUUAAUAAUCUGCCCUGUAGCAUCAGCUUAUAUGACAGGCCAACCUCAUUUUCUGAUUGAUAAUUAGUGACGACCCCUAAGCUUAGUUUCUCAACAGCGGCUCAGAGCCCACUGAGCAUGUGAGUGUCACAGACACUUUCCAAGAUGGUGACCCCCUGUUACAAGUUUGAAGUCCUGGAUCAUUGCUGAUAUUGAGAAGCCUAAACUUUAGUCAGGUGCAAUAAGUUCAGUAUAUAAAAUAUGGCAUUUUUAGCCAUAUUCAUUUUUAGGGUUUAGUUCUCCUUUAAAGAAAAAAGCUACAUGUAUGCUUUGCUCUUGAUUGUAUACAUUGCCCAUAUAAAUGCAAAAGUACAAGGGAGUCCUUAAAUACAGGCAAUCAUUUUUUAAAUGAGGCCUUUUAGUGUGACCUUAAUGACAUAUUGUGUGCCUUUAAUUAUUUUACUGAACUUGAAUUAUUGAAGAAUUAUUCUGUGCAGCUGUAGUUCUAAUUUAUUUUGAUUUCUUUUUUUUUUAAAUAACUUGUACAUCUUAAGCUUUUCAUUAGUAAGCAUUGCUUUUGUUUCACCAAUGCUAGUCCUGUGGCCCAUGAUGUUCUUAGUCCAAUGGUGGCACACCGUGAUGGAGAAUCGGUGAAUAAUGUGUCCUUUUCUAUCUGAAAUAGGCAUGGCAUUCAUGUUGUGCCAUAAAUACUGCGCUCCAUAUAUUCUUCAAUAUAUUAGUGGCCCAAGUGAGCAUAUGGGCUAUAUGGUGCAGUCUUCACCAGAAAAAGUCAUUGGUCCAUAAAGCACAACAUUAUAAAGGUUAUGCAAAGUAUUGUAAUAUAAUUGCCAAACCGCUCUAGUUCACUGAUCUUUAACUGUAACAGUCCUGCUAACGAACUUCCUUUAAAUCUAUAGCAUUAGAAAUAACAAUUCUGUGAACAGCACAGUCCACAAAUGAACCCUUUUACAUCUCUUAUUGUGCAGUGACAGGAAAUGGCCAGUUACAUUAAACCACAGUGGUGGAAAAAUGUUGUUUAUGUUGAAAGGAAUGCAACAGCAGCCGUCUACAAUCCCUACAUAGCAUGGGAAUCCAUCAGUUGUUGUUUAUACAAGGGAUAUUGAUCCUUCCACAGUGCAGCUACCUCAGGUUGCAAAUAGCACAGGCCCAAAACACAACUCGAGGCAGGGCAAAGCAAUAUUCAAAAUAACCUUUAAGUGCUUUACUUUUAUACAACAGAUAAUGUUAAUCGACUCAUAUCAGGAACAAUUUACACUGUGAAGCAUUCAUUAUUUGCUCUGGUACUGGUCCUUCUAACUAAAUUGCCACUUGGAAAAGAUUUAUUGUAUUAUGAUUUGCUGUAUUGAAAUAAACUUGUUCUAUGUU
This is a messenger RNA of Xenopus laevis (African clawed frog), 2857 nucleotides long. RefSeq names its product pleckstrin homology domain containing J1 L homeolog (gene plekhj1.L). Gene Ontology annotation, biological process: endosome organization; intermembrane lipid transfer; receptor recycling. Gene Ontology annotation, cellular component: cytosol; recycling endosome; early endosome. The record is from RefSeq and is marked provisional. Lineage: Eukaryota; Metazoa; Chordata; Amphibia; Anura; Pipidae.